GAUUUAUUUUGGAAAUUAUCACCCUUUAUUGUCUGUUUCCUCCUUUGAUAGAUUUUGUUUUCUUCUUAUUAUUAUGAACAUAAUGCCAAAUGUGGUGGAGUUGCAACAUGAGGGGAAUGAUGUGGCAGAUAUAGAAGGGCAUUGGAGAAAGGAAGAAGAGAAUCUGAGGAGAAUGAUUACGAAAAUGCUGGUAGCCCUUAGCAUGGUGCCUGGACUGAAGGAUCACAAUUCAGGAGCCAUUAGCCUGGUGCCUGGAUGUGAGGAUCAGAAUUCAGGAGAGAAAGCAACGCAAAAAGAGGAAACUGACCCAUUUAUCUCAUGCUUGCAUGGAAGGAGAGAGAGAGAGAGAGGUGACAAAAAAGGCAUGAAAGGAGUGAGUUUGUGUUUGUGGUUGAGCCGUUUGGCUUAAAAUCGCGUAUCGUGUGAGCAAAGCUUAGUAUUAAUGAUCGUCAUUCUUCAGCAAAGGAGACCAAACAGUCUGUGUAUCAUGGAAAGAAAAGGAAUGGAUAGGCGGCAGAAGAAGAAGAGAGGAAGAGAAGGGAAAGACAAGACAGAACAAUAUUCCUUGGAGAAGAGUGCAAAGAGGCAGGAGGAUGGUCAUGAUGAUCGUGAUAGCAAUAUGAUCAGGUUGGAAGAUAAACCACCAUCAUUGCAUGUUUUUGAUUUCCCAUGGCUGAAAGAUGGUAUGAUAUCGGAAACAUGGGAAGAAGAGUGGAUUAAUAUUGAAGACUCAUUCUCAUCAUCUCUCAAAGAGAUGGAGAUGAAGAUGGAGAUGGAGAGAGUGGAAUAUUUAUGUGAGGAAUGUUUGUAUGAAAGUGCAGCCACUUGUGCAGCAUCCCUGGAAAAGCUUGAGGAGAUGAAUGGGUGGGACUGGGGAUUGGAUAUGGAGAGUGUGGAUAGCAUUUGGAACUACUUCCUCAACCAACCAUUAGAAGGAGGUGCAACUGCCUAAAUAACUAUUUAUCUCCUUUCUUUUUGUUUCCCUAACAUUAAUUUGUUUUAGGUAUACAACAUACAUACAAGAGGGAGAUAUAAAGCAAUGAUGUGAAAUUGCUGCCUAAUUUAUCCAAGUUUUUAUUAAAGAAAUCAAGGCUCCCACCU
Messenger RNA from Tripterygium wilfordii, 1101 nucleotides. RefSeq lists its product as uncharacterized. Bases 443 to 952 code for a protein of 169 amino acids. Lineage: Eukaryota; Viridiplantae; Streptophyta; Magnoliopsida; Celastrales; Celastraceae. The record is from RefSeq and is a predicted model, not a curated record. The transcript is spliced from 2 exons.